AUGGAGAAGAAGAACUCAUCCGAGCAUCAGCAACAGCAGGAUGGAAGCAAGGAGCAGCAGCUGCAGGUGGUGGCGCAGCCCGAGGAGCUGAGGAAGCAGAUGCUCGCGCCCAAGUGGAGCUCCAACAAGGACCGCCACACCAAGGUCGAUGGGAGGGGUCACCGGAUCCGGAUGCCCGCGCUGUGCGCUGCGUGGAUCUUCCAUCUCGCGUGGGAGCUCAGCCAGUCCGACGACGAGACCGUGCAGUGGCUACUGCAGAAGGCCGAGCCGGCCAUCGUCGCCGCCACCGACACCGACACCAUCCCGUUCACGCCUUCGCCGUCCACUACAUCCCCUCCGCCCCCCACAUCGCCGCCUCCGUCAUCGACCCCGGCUCCUGUGACCUCCACUGCAUCCCCGUCCGUGCCAUCGUCCUUCUCCCCGGUGAAGUCCUCUUUAGACAGCUACUUCUUCGGUGUUGGAUCGACGAUGCUGCCUCCAUCUGGGAUAUCGGUCCAAGCUUCUUCUACCUCCGACAACGUCAACAACUUCAUCUUUCGGUUGCCGGAAUAUGUCUUCUUAGAUGGCUUAUCUGAUUCCCCUUCAACCGUCGCUUUGCGCGGUCAAACCAUCUGGGUGCACGCGUCCUAG
Sorghum bicolor (sorghum) is the source of this 630-nucleotide messenger RNA. Its product is annotated as transcription factor TCP20. Gene Ontology annotation, molecular function: DNA-binding transcription factor activity; sequence-specific DNA binding. The coding region runs from base 1 to 630 and encodes 209 amino acids. NCBI's taxonomy places the organism in Eukaryota, Viridiplantae, Streptophyta, Magnoliopsida, Poales, Poaceae. The transcript is spliced from 3 exons. Gene Ontology annotation, cellular component: nucleus. The record is from RefSeq and is a predicted model, not a curated record.